Messenger RNA from Megalobrama amblycephala (Wuchang bream), 1904 nucleotides. Its product is annotated as gastrula zinc finger protein XlCGF7.1-like. Bases 533 to 1639 code for a protein of 368 amino acids. The record is from RefSeq and is a predicted model, not a curated record. Lineage: Eukaryota; Metazoa; Chordata; Actinopteri; Cypriniformes; Xenocyprididae. The transcript is spliced from 4 exons.
CUCAGAAUCAUUCAGCGCCUCCUAGAGGAAGACGAGCGAAUAACACAUGCGACACCCGCAGACGCAGUACGGUAGAUGUUUACGACAAUAAGAGCACAUGUACGGCUGUAUCACAGUGGAGUGUUGUGUGAGUUUUGUUUUGAUUUGAUUUGUUCAAAUUAUACUGUGCGGAUAAGAUAGAAUAUCCGAAGAUCUCAGACAACACCAUAAUGAAUGAGGAGAAAACAGGGAACAUUUGGAGACAAAAAGGCUUUUCAGAAGCUCAGUUAAACAUGGUGGUCCUGUUGUUUCUCUCAGACUUUGGACAAGAAUUCCACAAACCUUGUGUUAAAUGCAACUAAUAUGUAGCCACAUCAAAAUUCUCUAUAUUUCAACAAACAUGUUCAAGUAAUCAAAAUAUGUGGUCCUGUGGGCAUCAGUAUCGCAGAGUGAUCACAACAAUUCACCAGUAAAUACUGGGAUUAUUCACAUCAUCCUACAAGAGAAGGACAAACUCCAGGUGUAGCAGCUGAAAUCUGUGUGACUGUUAAAGAUGGACUUUAUUAAAGAGGAGAUUGAAGACAUUAAUAUUUCAGAACCAUCCAGAAUAAAACAUGAAGAUACUGAGGAACAAAUAGACCAGAUGGAGGUGAUGGAGCAAAAACACAAACUGAAUGAAGUUAAAGAGGAGAAACAUGACUUCAAAACUCAAGGAACAAAAGCCAAAAAGCUGAACACCUGCUCACAAUGUGGAAAGAGUUUCCACAAAAAAACAAACCUUAAUAAACACACAAGAGUUCACACUGUAGAGAAACCAUAUACAUGCUCUCAGUGUGGAAAGAAAUUCCUAGAUAAAGGAAACCUUGACAGACACAUGAGAGUUCACACUGGAGAAAAACCGUUUACAUGCACUCAGUGUGGAAAGAGUUUUUCUCAAGCAACAGGUCUCAGUUAUCACCUGAAAGUUCAUUCAGGUGAGAGACCAUAUGUGUGUUCUCUCUGUGGAAAGAGUUUUUCCAGGCUGGAUCAUUUUAAACAGCACCAGAAAGCACACAAUAAAGUGAAAGAUCAUGUGUGUUUGGAGUGUGGGAAGAAAUUUACAACAUCUAGUCAUCUGAAACUGCACCAAAGAAUUCAUACUGGAGAAAAACCUUACAAGUGCUCAUAUUGUGACAAGAGUUUCACUGACUCAGGAUCCCUGAAAUCACAUGAACGAGUUCAUACUGGAGAGAAGCCGUACCACUGUACUCAGUGUGAGAAGAGUUUCAAAGAUACAGCAAGUUUAAGACAUCAUCUGCGCAUUCAUUCUGGAGAAAAACCAUUUAACUGUGAUCAGUGUGGUAUAAAGUUUAUUUUAUCAUCACAUCUAAAAAAACACCUGAAAGUUCAUUCAGACGAGAGGCCUUAUGUGUGUUCUGUCUGUGGGAAGGGUUUUUCAAGGCUGGAUAUAUGUAAACAGCACCAGAAAAUACAUAAUAAAGUGAAAGAUCAUGUGUGUUUGAAUUGUGGGAAGAGCUUUAAUAGAGCUGACUGUCUGAAACAGCACCAAAGAAUUCAUACUGGAGAAAAACCUUACAAGUGCUCAUAUUGUGACAAGAGUUUCGCUCGGUCUGGACAACUGAAAGUACAUGAGCGAGUUCAUAAUGGAGAGAAGCCAUAGAGAGAGUUUCUCCCAAUCAAAAACUCUAAUGAUUCAUAAAAAAUAAAAAAAACAUUGUCACACUGAACAAAUGUUCUCCUCAGAUCUAGUGCUUUCAAAUAAAUAAUGUGAAAUUCAGAAAAAAAAUGUAUAGAAAUGCCACAAGAUUUGUAGAGGUGUUUUGUUGAACAGAAUAUUUAUUCAGUCACUUUAAUUUAUGAAUUUGAUUCUUUGUUUGAACCCUCCUAUGUAAAAUUAAUUAAAUAAAUGUAACACAAACCUACAA